GGUACAGGGGACAGGGAGACAGGAGUGUGCCAAGGGGACAGAGGAACAGGACAGAAACCCUGACCUGGCAGCCCUCUGGGAGAGGAUGGACCUCAGGGGAAGAAUGGAGGCCGUGGCCCUGACCGUGUCUCUGAGAGGCUACACCCAGCCCCAAGCGCCCCGGGGGAGACAGAGGAAGAGUGGCAACAGCCCCGUGCUGGCCCCGCCCCCUCCAUCCCGCUGCGGGCCCUGGCCCCGGUCCAGGGCUCAGCCUCAGCGUCUGGCCUGCGCCCGGCCUGAACCGAUCGUCCUCCAGAAGGAACAGGGCCCUGUGGGUCUCUGCAGCGCACUCUCUCGUGAGGCCGGGAGUUUCUUCUGCUACUGUCACCCCCGCAGGACUGUGGGACCGCCCGCUCCGCCGGCCGCCACGUGGGCCCCUUUCUGCUCUUGGAAAGUGAGGACUUGGCUCUCCGCGGUUCUGCUCCUCGUGCAUCCCUUCACAGCCCAUGGCACCGGCCACCCCGACGUCACACGUUCACCCCUCCUCUGUCCACGACGCCAUCCGGGCCUCAGGGGUGUUUCAGCUCCAGGCCCAGAAACGCAGCAAGACCAGGUGGGCGGUGCCGGAACCAACAGCAAUGACUAGCGACCCCCUGUCUUGGCGCUGACCAAUCAGGGGAGACCAGGACCCUGCAAGGGCACACCUGGAGUGCUGAUGAAUGUUCUGCUGAGACCCUCCCCUGAGACCCGCCCUGAGAUCUCCUCCUGCGAGAGAGAUACAAACUCCAGACAGAGGACCCAGCGCGCAUGUGCGUGUGUGUGUGUGUGUGCGCGUGUGCGCUCUCCCUCUGGGGGGCAGCCAGCACCGUGUCCUUUCCUGUCCUCCCCCCAAGCCCCCCUUCUUUCUCCUCCUAAACUGUAAGGCAACAGGCAGCUGGCAGCUUGUUCCAGGCCGAUCCCCCGAACCUGUCCCCAAAGACCCCUUUCCUCUGAUGUCCCCGUGGGCUCAGGCAGCCCAGCCUGGGCUCCCCCAUUGCCUCCUCUAUGCAAAGCUCUUCCUCGUUUCACUGUCCCCAGCUUUAAUAAAUGUACCCUCGUAGUGG
Molecule: messenger RNA, 1082 nt
Organism: Phyllostomus hastatus (greater spear-nosed bat)
Lineage: Eukaryota; Metazoa; Chordata; Mammalia; Chiroptera; Phyllostomidae
Exons: 4
Coding region: 86-625 (179 amino acids)
Source: RefSeq, a predicted model, not a curated record